AUGGCUUCCAAUCGAGAAGAGCGCUUGCAGAUGCGCCAGCGCGGUGCAGGCACGCGCAAGGUGCAGGCGGUUGAUUUUGGGUUUUCUUUUGGAUCUCCACCUGCAGCUGGCCAAUCGACCUCGAUAGUUCAAAACGGUCAAGCUGCUCCACCAGAGGAGGGUACGAAUGGUAUCGAUUCGCUAGUCGCAAAAGCACUUACGCCUCCUGUCAAUGAUGAAAGUUCUACAAGGAUACCAACUCCAACUACACGAACACCGCGUACGAGCAUCGCUGCUACUCAUUCGCCCCGUCGAAGUUCCGCAAGAAAGUCGGACGGCGGAGCGUCAGUCGCAAAUACAGUUGAUGAGCAAGAGGAAGGCCGGAGUAGCAAGCGCAGGAGAAUUAGUACAGAAAAUGAUCGUCUGACAUCUACGUCCUCUUCGAAAUCUACGCCAGUCGCAAAUCCACCCCUCUCAGCUACACGUGCCGAUAGUCAGCAAAUUGAAAGCCCAUCAAAUGGUAUAGUCGAUGGUUUAAAGAGUCCGGAGCUAGCUAUUGCUACUGAUUCCGCCGCUGUCGACCAGACUGAAGACAAUGAUGUACAUGAAACUGUUAAUGUCGAGCAGCAAGCCGAACCCGAGCAGGAAAUUGUAAGGACUGCUAGAAGAGGACGGCCGAAGACUAUCACUAGCACUCCUCAGGAGGACAUUAACAGGAGAGCAAGCGAAGCGGGCAAACAGCCAGCCAAAGGACAGGGCGGAGUCAAUGGUUCGGAGCCUCGUGAAAAUCAAGAGGAAAGCCAGUCGAAACCACCCAACAGGAAACGCAGACGAGGAUUAGCCAAACAGCCAAGUGGCGAAGAUGGUGCAGAAGACGAUCGUGAAUCCGAGGGUGAAAACGUGGAGUCAGGGGCUAAUAAACGCAGACAAAAACUGAAAGAUGCGGAGCCUGAACCCGAGCGCGAGCAAGACGGCGAGGAAGACAGCGUAUCAACACAACAAGUGCCGCGCGGCAAAAGAAAGUCACUGGGACGGCCGGCAAGAAACGUCGAAUCUGAAAAAGCCCAACAUGAUGAUACUGCAGCGCAGACUAGAAGGAAGCGCAAAGGCAAACAAAAAGACACCGAAGAGAAUGCUGAAACGGUCGAUGUACAAAACGACAUUGCCGCAGAACAAGGUUCAAGAGAAAGCGAAGCAAGGAAGAAACAGCCAGAAAGUGGUGCACCCCGACGCAGGGGUCGUCCAUCCCUUGAUAAGGCGCAACAACCCCAGCCAGAAGCGAAGACUACAACAGAACCUACAGAAGACACCGAGAAACAACCCGAGACAAGCACCGAGCAAAGGCAAGCCACAAAGCGUCGCCGUGGAAGGGCACCUGGUGUCGCAAAUGGAAAGGAGACUACCAGCCGACAGCAUACAAGGCAGCGAGAUACGCAAGAUGAGACCACAGAGGGAGAACGAGAGAAACGGCGGACAGGAGGCACAGUUUCGAUUACCGUACACCGCCUUGCCAACACUCGAGCUUUAGAGUCGCACGCAGAACCAGACUCGUCAACGUCGGACCAUGAGCAGGACUCAUCCGACGAACUACAGCUCGAAGUAACCGGCAAAAACUUCCCCAGCCGAACUGGCGUCAACGCCGCCGACGUCCUUUCUCAAAUCUGCAAAGAGAUUCUAGACAAACACGUGACAGCGCUGGAUACCAACAUCGCCAAUGACACCGCCAGCCAAUCCAAACGUUCCGAAUACGUCCGUCAGCGCAAAGCCGUCGAGGCGUAUGGCAGUCAAUUAGAGGGACGCCUCUUCGAGCUCAGCGAGUUGCUAGACAGUAAUUUCGCAUUGGGCGUGCAGCUAAAAAAGGCGAAGCGCGAGGCCGCCGAGAUGCGCAAUCGAUUACUUGCGGUGCGCCAACAGAGGCACGAAGUUACGCUUCAAAUGGAUGCAGUGCGCCGGAAACAUGGGGAGGAGGAGAAUGCGAAGAUGUCGCGCGACUCAAUCAACAAUGCACUUCACAACCUUGAACUAACACUAGACCGCAACCGCGUACGGCCGAAUGACGAUAGUGAGGCAAAAGACACCGGUAUAGCAGGCCUCGAAUUCUUACUUCGCAGCGUCUCUGACAACGUCAGCUCGGCGGCUGAGGGGUCGCAGGGCGGACUGCUUAAUCAGGUGAAGACGUUUAAUGCGCAGUUGGAAAGGGCUGCGAAGAAGCUAGAGCGGUAG
Talaromyces atroroseus is the source of this 2202-nucleotide messenger RNA. RefSeq lists its product as hypothetical. The transcript is spliced from 5 exons. The record is from RefSeq and is a predicted model, not a curated record. Bases 1 to 2202 code for a protein of 733 amino acids. Lineage: Eukaryota; Fungi; Ascomycota; Eurotiomycetes; Eurotiales; Trichocomaceae.